AUGCCCGCACAACCUGCUCUGGAUAUCCCCGACGAGAUCACGGCCGGAGCGCUGAAGUCUCUGAAGGAAGAGUUUAGGGAGAACCAGUCGAUCUGGAGAGAUGAAAUGGACAUCUACAAGAUCCGAUUAGCUGCGUUCGAGAAACAAGAGAAGGAGCCAAAGCUUAACCGCGUUCUCGACCGUCUAGACACACCAUACGAACGUAUGCGUUUCCUUGCGAAUAGAUUCUCGAGAACUAAUGCGUAUGGCGUCGAGGUGUUCCUAAGAUGGAGAGAAGACGCAACAAAAGGACCGAAGAAGGGGGAAGACGUUCUGAAGUGGCUAGACGAGUGGGAAUCCCUACGUGAAGAAGUCGUUAGCUUAAACUAUGAGAAUGCAUCGUUCCACCCACUAUUAUUUAUGAAAGCGGUUAAAGAGGUUCUGCCGUCAUGGUGGGAGAACCGGUUCCAAUAG
Molecule: messenger RNA, 453 nt
Organism: Penicillium longicatenatum
Lineage: Eukaryota; Fungi; Ascomycota; Eurotiomycetes; Eurotiales; Aspergillaceae
Exons: 2
Coding region: 1-453 (150 amino acids)
Source: RefSeq, a predicted model, not a curated record